AUGCGCCGACAGCUGGUUUUCUGUGUAGAAGGCCGCGUCCCACGAUCCGGCGCGUGUCUGCGCGAGCCGAGGCGUGCCGUCACGCGUGAUGCUGGCGCGGGGGCGUGUGAAGCGACAAUGGCGCCUGCCGUGGCCGCGCCGGGCCGGGGCGUGUCACUUAGCAGCUCUGCCCGCUGCUGCUGCCGCGUGUCGUGCAUCGGCGUGACGCCCGGCCCGGAGCCGCCGCGCCGGCUGCUGCUGCAGUACCUCGACCUCACAGACUGCCAGGCCGUCGAGGACUCGGGCCUGCGCGUCAUCGUGCGCAACUGCCCGCAGCUCGUCUACCUCUACCUGCGCCGCUGCGUCCAGAUCACAGACGCGGGCAUCAAGUACGUGCCGAGCUUCUGCUCGAUGCUGCGAGAGCUGAGCGUGUCGGACUGCACGCAGGUGACGGACUUCGGGCUGUACGAGCUGGCCAAGCUGGGCGCGACGCUGCGCUACUUGUCGGUGGCCAAGUGCGACCAGGUGUCGGACGCCGGGCUCAAGGUGGUGGCGCGCCGCUGCUACAAGCUGCGCUACCUGAACGCGCGCGGCUGCGAGGCCGUCAGCGACGACGCGAUUGCCGUGCUGGCGCGCUCGUGCCCGCGCCUGCGCGCCCUCGACAUCGGCAAGUGCGACGUCAGCGACGCGGGGCUGCGCGCGCUAGCCGAGAGCUGCCCCAACCUCAAGAAGCUCAGCCUGCGCAGCUGCGACCUGGUCACGGACCGCGGCGUCCAGUGCGUCGCCUACUACUGCCGGGGCCUCCAGCAGCUCAACAUCCAGGACUGCCAGAUCUCCAUCGAGGGCUACCGCGCCGUCAAGAAGUACUGCAAGCGCUGCAUCAUCGAGCACACCAACCCCGGGUUCUUUUGAAUCGCGGUCUCGUCCAUUGGACAGCAUGGGCGACUGUCAAGGACUCGAGGAGCUGUUCUAAUAGUUGGCCCUGAACGUCACCUAUCAUUUGGGCACUAGGCGUCAAUGCCAAAAUAAAGAGCAACCAGACUAAAACUCUCUCCUGUCACCAUCAAGUACUGUGAUAACCUUGUAAGAAGUACACACACCAUCAAAAUUACUGCAAGCACACUGCAUAAUCGGGUACAUCAAUCUGGAAUUCUUCAGCACUGCACUCUGCUGCGAUGGAUUUACUUCAGCACUGGCGACUCUCUAGGACUCCCUUGAAGAACUGCUCCAUUAAUUGUCCCAGUACAUCACCUGUCACUUGGGCAAUACCUAUUAAUGGCAGAAUGGCAAGCAUCUUACAUCAUUAGCCUACCUCCCAUCAAAUGCUGUGAUAACCUUGAGAAUUACAGUAAAAAGUUCCAAAGAUGUAAAGAAGUAUUGCAGACGCCCUUCAUCGAGCACACCACCCCAGUCUUCUUCUCAACUGUGGUCUGGUCCACUAAGUGUACAUCAGCGUGAGCUAUUGCCAGUGACAGCCUCGAGAAACUCUUGUCGUUUGGUUACAAUGCGUCAGUGAUGGAGGCUUUCAGCCAACAACUUUGUCCUAUAACUAUUACAUAAUGUGAUAAAUUUAGACUUAUUCUAAGAAGUCCAUCACUACAUUCACACGCAGAUCAACAGGACAAUCUUACCGUCAGUAUGGUAGGUAGAGAUCACCAUCAGAGGAUUAUGACUUUGAGUGAGCCCUGUCAACUCAGCUGCUCAUUGAGUCGCAAACAGUUGUUAGGACGAGGAAGGAGCUUCAAUAGUGAAUUUAUUGAUUUCGUUUGGAUAAGCAUUAUCAGUUGUAAAACUGAGACACUAAAAAAAGGAAGGAAAGAAAGCUGAGUACUCUGGCACUUGUUAAAUUUGGUGCUUUGUGAAACUACAGCAUCCUCAAAAGAGUUCUCUGUCCCAGAAGUAUACUGCAAGUGAACAAAACAGAUUUUGAACCUGACAGACAUGUUGCUGAAUAUAACAUAUGAGGAAAGGGGCUAAAUAUAUCAACUGAUCUGAUGAACAUCAUUAUUCAGGGAAGCUGACGUGGAAGAAACAUAUCUGCAGUGACCAAAAUUUAACGAUUGUCUACAUUAUGUACAUUGGCAUGUUGCGGUGGCGCACUUUUAUUAAUAAUGCGACUGACACUGGACUUGCAGGCAUCGUGACUACAUUUAUUGCAAAUGCUAUGAAUAAUUCGAAUCAUCAUCAUGCACGUUGUUUCUGGGUUCUUAUGCAUCCAGUUAUUUAAAAAUAUAGUUAAAUUCAGCCAAUAAUCGUUGAAACCAAGGAAAGAAAAUAAGAAACUGUACAACAGCUGUUUUAUUGAACGCAUAAGCGAGUUCUACUUUCACCACAACCAAGAGCACUGUCCAUUGGCCAACUAUCACUCUUCUCCCUUUCUUCACAGUAUUACAAGGCAUACAAUUUCAUAACUUUGAACUUAAUAGCGUUCAAAGCCAAUACACUUUCACUUCUGACACAAAGAGCAAAGUUGCUUCUAGUGUGAUUUCAAAUGGAAUGUGAUAACACACUGGUCAAUUUAACAUAAACAUGUGUGUGAAAUACCUUUGCUGUUAUGGCACUUAUUCCAGAAGAUUUGUGGGAGUUUUUAAUAAACUGUUUUGAACAUUAGGGUUGGAAUGCCUUCCAAAGGCUGCAAAAAUAUAAGAUGGCAUCUGGUUAACAGUAUACAUAUUUCUUUCCUUGAGGCGUUUUUUGAGUAAUUUAGUCAAUAGAGGACGAGGUUUUACAUAUUUGCUGAUUUUAACAAACUAUGAUGUAAAAAUAAUCUCCAUGAUUCAGUAACACACCUAUAAAUCAUUGUAUUCUUUAAUGAUUUAGCUCAUAUCUGUAGUGAAUCUGUUCAGCAGCGCUGAGUGUUGAGCAAGUACAAAAAUUGAAUCCCUGGAUCAACUCACAUCCAUAAACAUAGAAAUAUGUGAUUAUUAAUUCCAGAUUCAUGCAAUGAAUUCUGGCUUGGUGCAGGCAAUGUAAUGUAUCACCGGACUGGUUCCUCUGUCAUUGUGCAAAGUAAAAGCUACUGAGAUAUAAAUUUGUUGAAAAGCAGCUACAGAAGUCGUCAUCAAGAAAGUUUCAUUUUUCUCUUGUGUCAGCAAUGACAAUUCUCUUGAGUUUUAGGCAGCCACACGUAACCUAUUUCACUCCUAACAAAUUUAUGAUUGAUGCUGUUAUUAUUUAUGUACUGAGAAACUGUGUGUUCAAAUGGAAAAAGAUUCCAUAACUGAUAUAGAAGAUAUCUGAUAUUCUCUUUAUUCUCUUUACCUAUAUCAAGAAGAUGUAGGUUAAUGCUGAGACCACCAGCAGUGACUUAUAUUAAGAAUCAAACAACUACUUCAUUUUACCCAUUUUUCAGUAGUUGUCAGCUUUUUACAGCAAUUGGGUAAAUGGAGAGGCACUUUACACCAUACUACUCCAUGUAAUUUAUUUAACAAAUGUUUAAAAUCCACAUACUGAAAUAAAUAAAUUACAAUAAAAGAAUUUUGCAUAUGUAUUGACACACCAUACUAAUGCUACAUGUAAUGAAAAUUGAAUUCAGUUGCAUUUGUUAUGCUCAGACAGAGUAAAUUUUCAUUUCAUUUAUCCCAAGAACAAAUGCAGGAUUUAUCAGCAUUUGAUGAAAUAAACUUCAAUUUUCAUGUAUUAUUUGUCUUUGAAUUUAUGUAAAUACAAGUGUCUCAAAAAUAUUUUAUAUAAUUUUUUCUUGUUGUGAAUGCUAUACAACAGAAACUAUUAAGAAAAAAUUACACUUAUGUCUGUUGAAGUGGAAGGGUAAAUAUGUAUGACCAGUGUCCUUAUCUGUAUUAUAAACAAUGUCAAGUCACUAAUUUAACUGUUUAUGAAAUGUGGACUUUUUAAAAGAACUGCCUGUUGUUUCUUCCAUUACAGCCUCUGCUAUCACUUAUUUCCAUUAUUAUUAUUGAUUGAAUGUUCAUAAAAUCCACCAGAACAAAAACCAAAUAAAAGAAACAGGAUUAUCUUCAACAGUUUGUUAAUCAUUUCUUUCAGACAGAUAUAAACUUGAGUUGAUUUAUAGAGUAUUUGCAUCAUAAUACCAUUUAAACUUAAUCUCUAAAAUAGUAUGUAUAUCAUUAAGAUUUUUCAUACCAGCUCUUUACUUUCAUUUCUCCACAUGAACAUAUCUUACAAUCAUCUAUUCUCUAACACACUUCUCAGUAAAGUCAUAUGCAUUAUAUCUAGGAUGCAUGCCUCAAAUGUUGCUUCAUUAUUGUAUCCUUAUAUACCAGCUAACCUUCAAGUCUAAACUCUUUGCUUCUCAUGUGAUAAUGCUCUAGUAAAUACAUUUGCACUGUUUACAGUAAGAUUGGUGUGCUAGUCUGCAAUGACAAAUUUGUCAAUAUCUUAAGGGAAUAAAUCAACACCUAUACUUGCUUGGUUAUGAAGUAAGAUUGUGACAUAUGUUUAAAGGACUUCUGCAAGAAAAUUAAUUCUGUAUUUAUCUGUUUACAUGAGACUAAAUAGGGAAUAGAGUGUACUUUUUUAAAUUACUGAUGAAGUAAACAACAGUACUGUAACAGUGGUAGACAAUUGAUGUCCUGAGAAAGUGUCAGUGCCAGAAGUACAAUUACAUUCACAUACAACCAGCUCUAGUGAAGCAUAUUUCAGUGGAAAUAUGGCCAACAUAUCUUUAAGGAAAAGUGGGGCACAUUCCUUUUGAAAGACACUAGUUUGAUGAAUAAGAAUAAACAUUAUUUUUGACAAGAUUUUUGUAAAAAGGACUACCAAAAACCUAGUGAAGGCUGAUAUUAAACCUGCAAUAUAACUUAUUUUUACUAUAUGUUUGUAAUUAUUUUUAAUAAAUACUUGUAACAACAUGUACAUGUUAAAGAAUGUAUAAAUGUAUAGGAUCUGGCAGAAACUUAAAAUGUAUAUAACUGAAGGAAAAUUGUAAAU
This is a messenger RNA of Schistocerca americana (American grasshopper), 4890 nucleotides long. Its product is annotated as F-box/LRR-repeat protein 7-like. The coding region runs from base 1 to 891 and encodes 296 amino acids. The record is from RefSeq and is a predicted model, not a curated record. NCBI's taxonomy places the organism in Eukaryota, Metazoa, Arthropoda, Insecta, Orthoptera, Acrididae. Gene Ontology annotation, cellular component: SCF ubiquitin ligase complex. Gene Ontology annotation, molecular function: protein binding. The transcript is spliced from 3 exons. Gene Ontology annotation, biological process: SCF-dependent proteasomal ubiquitin-dependent protein catabolic process.